Messenger RNA from Anolis carolinensis (green anole), 3753 nucleotides. RefSeq names its product DNA polymerase eta (gene polh). Gene Ontology annotation, cellular component: nucleus; site of double-strand break; replication fork. Gene Ontology annotation, biological process: response to radiation; error-prone translesion synthesis. The transcript is spliced from 10 exons. The record is from RefSeq and is a predicted model, not a curated record. Bases 129 to 2198 code for a protein of 689 amino acids. NCBI's taxonomy places the organism in Eukaryota, Metazoa, Chordata, Lepidosauria, Squamata, Anolidae. Gene Ontology annotation, molecular function: damaged DNA binding; DNA-directed DNA polymerase activity.
UUCCUUUAUCCCCUCCCUUCUUUCGGCUCUGAGGAGAAGGAAGGCGGGAAAUCCAGUCACCGGAAGGAGCUUUCCGAGUCUUUCGCCUCAGCGUUCGUAUUUGGCAGCUCACUUUUUCUUUCCUGAAGAUGUCUCGCGGGCGGGAGCGGGUGGUGGCGUUGGCCGACAUGGACUGCUUCUACAUCCAAGUGGAGCAGCGCCUGGAGCCCAGCCUGCGCGGGAAGCCCUGCGUCGUGGCCCAGUACAAGACCUGGAAGGGCGGCGGGAUAAUUGCUGUGAGCUAUGAAGCUCGUGCUUUUGGAGUUACCAGGAACAUGUGGGCUGCUGAUGCCAAGAAGCUGUGCCCAGAUCUCCAGUUGGCUCGAGUGCCAGAGGCCCAUGGUAAAGCAGACCUCACCAGGUAUCGAGAGGCAAGCGUGGAAGUGAUGGAAGUGAUGUCUCGCUUUGCUGUGAUUGAGCGUGCCAGCAUUGAUGAGGCCUAUAUGGACUUAACUAGUGCUGUACAUGAAAGGCUUCAAAAGAUGAGGGGACAGCCUAUUGUAGCAGAACAGUUGGCCACUACCUAUAUUCAAGGAUUCCCAGACAGCUUUGCAUUAGAAGGGACUACAGAUAACAAAGAAGAGUGGCGGCUACAUGGUUUGCGCCAGUGGCUUGAGUCACUGCCUUUUGAAGAUCUUAGUAACCCAGAGCUGCAGCUAACAGUGGGAGCAGUCAUUAUGGAAGAAAUGAGGGCAGCUGUGGAAUCUGCCACCGGAUUUAGGUGUUCUGUUGGAAUUUCUCAUAACAAGGUCUUAGCAAAACUGGCUUGUGGCCUCAACAAACCUAAUCGUCAGACUCUGGUGUCACAGGGGUCUGUCCCUCAGCUCUUCAGCAAGAUGCCAAUUGGAAACAUCCGCAACCUUGGAGGGAAGCUGGGUGCUUCUGUCACUGAACUUCUUGGUGUGGAAUAUGUGGGACAGCUGAUCCAGUUCAGUGAAUUACAGCUUCAGAUGCAUUUUGGAGAUAAGACUGGCUCCUGGUUGUAUGACUUGUGCAGAGGGAUUGAGCAUGAACCUGUGAAACCUAGACAGCUGCCAAAAUCCAUUGGCUGUAGUAAGAACUUCCGUGGAAGAGAAGCUUUGGUUACACAAAAGCAGGUACAACACUGGCUUCUGCAGCUGGCCUUGGAGCUGGAGGAGAGACUGAACAAGGACAGAGAUCAAAAUAAUAGGACAGCUAAACAACUGAGUAUUGGGAUUCGUAUGCAGGGUUCCAAAAAUCCCAGUGGCCUGUCUCGCUGCUGUGCGUUAUCUCAGUAUGAUGCCCACAAAAUCAGUCAAGAUGCCUUUGCAGUAAUCCAGAACUGCAAUGCUGCAGGAGGCCUGCAGGCUGCAUGGUCUCCACCAGUCACACUGCUUCAGCUCUCGGCAACCAAAUUUGUAGAGGAGAUGACAUCUUCUGGGGAUAUUACUGCCUUCUUAAGUAAUGAUAGCCAGUAUUCCCAGCCCACCAGCAUCAGUGCAGACAGCCCAAAUGCCCGAUCCCUUGGAAGCCCCAAAAAGGAGACAAAUAAGACCACAAACACUAUUCAGAUGCUGUUUCAAAAGGCAGCAGAAAGGAAACAAGCCCAAGUGGCAGCCGGGUCCUCUCUUCCUGGUGUCACUAAUGAAAGGGCAGUGCAAUCAGCUGAAGAAUCUGCUGACUUCCCUGAUGAAGGAUUUAUCUGUGCCAGCAACCAGACUCCACAAAAACCAGUGGAACAAAAUAUCAGCAAUAACAAACAAAACUUUGUGCCAGAACAGUUGAGCCUAGAACAGUCUUUGCCCAUCUCUGAAGCAGGCCCUUUGAUUUGUCCUGGUUACACAGUACCUUUGGAAAUAGCAACAUCUGAAGCCUCAUCAGAACUUGAACCACUGAAAGAAAAGACAGUGGGCAAUGAUAGCUCAACUCCUUCCUCCUCAGAUGACUGGAUAUUAUGUGAGAAAUGUAAACAACAGGUUGCAGUGUGGGAGUUCACUGAGCACUUGGACUAUCAUUUUGCUGUGGAACUGCAGAACUCUUUCUCGGGAUCCAGCUCCUUCAAGCCACCUGCACCAGUUGGCAGCUUUCUGGCAAAAGGCAAAAACAAACCCAGGCCACAUGCAGCCUCUAGUGCCAAACGGCCAAGGCAGGACACAGUCAGGACGUUGGAUACCUUUUUUAAGCGGAAGCCUCCUUAAAUGGCAGUCCACUUGAGCAACUGGCAAUCUAUUUCCGAGAACAAAAGUGCAAAUUUCCUAAUAAACUAUGCUUAAUAAAUUCUGCAAGGAACUGAUGGUGUUGUGGGGAAAAGAAAGCUUUCAUAACAGACUUAAAUGUAAUUGUUUCUUCUGUAUCAAGAUGCUACUGAAAGGGUACAGCCAAUUGUGAUGGCAUUAGUGGCAAUGUAUGUAGGGAUCACAAGCAUUUUUGUGCAAAUGCUUCUUGGAUUAUUAGAUCAGCUGCACGAAUUGUAAAACUCUGCUUAAAAUCACUAUGUGAUAUGAUAUGGGCUGUUUGGUACUUUGUAAAAAGUGUCCAAUCAUUUUGCCAUUGAACCUGUCACAUUGAACAGGUUGUCUAGAUGGUUCUCAGCAUGUGAUUGUUAACUGGGAUUAAAACCAGAGAAAAAAUUGGGGGGGAUGGGGGAUGACGACACAUACAGACAGUCCCUGAGUUACAAAAAUCUCAUUUACAAAUGACUCAUAGUUAAGAAUGGGGAUGAGACAACAGGAAGUGAGAGAAAUCUAUCCCUAGGAAGAGAAAAUCACUUCUGAAAGACUUACCAUGGGGAAAAGGUAUCUCAACUGAAGCUUUAUCACCAAUCCUUGUUUCAACAAGCCAGAUUUUUCAAAAUCCAGUUAUCACAGGGACAGAAAGUGAGGUGAAAUCUUCUGACAGACAGCAAAACAAACACCGGAGGGGUGUUAACUUUUCCCUAUGCUAUUCAGAGCACACACACGUGCGCGCACACACACACACAUAUACACACACAUAAUAUGGCUGGAGUUGAUUUAUACAUGAGGUUGGCUUAUGCAUGUGAAUAUACCUUAUUUACUCGAGUCUAAUGCACCAUCGGAUCUAAUGCGCACCUGUUUUUGUAACCCUGAAACCAAAAAAGCUAUUUACUGGUGAAUGUAAAGCACAGUGGCAAAAACUGCACUCUGUCAUUUGGACAAAAGUGCACAUUACAGUGGCUGCUUGCUUAGAAUUCCUUCUUUAAAAAUAAGCGUGUUCAGACACCAAAGCUUCCAGCAAUGGAAAACUAAGCCUUGGGGUGCAUCUAUGCUGUAGAAUGAAUCCACUUUAACUGCUCUAGCUCAGUGGGGCUGUAGUUUGGGAUCAUGAUGGCUGCCAAAGAAUGCUGAAGCCUCGUCAAACUACAAAUCCCAGCAUUCCAUAGCAUUGAGCCAUGGCCAUUAAAUUGGAGAUGAUGUCCCUCAAACAGGAGCUCCAAAUGCUCCUGAAGCGGCCUCUUCUUUUGCUUUUGCUCAGCACUAAGAUUUACCAUAUUACUCAAAUCUAAUGUGCACCCUAAUUUUCAGCAGGUAAUUUCAUCAAAAAAGGUGAACAUUAGAUUCAAGUAAAUAAAGUACUGUAUGUACGGACUGCACAGCAAAGAUUUCAAGUGAUUCAGAAUGGUAGCUUGGACUUUCUGCAUGGAGAGCACUUCAGAGUGAAUCCUCAUGCAGAUGGGUUUCCACCAUGAGUGUACGCUGUGGUCACUUGCAGAUUAGAAUAAAUUAUUGGAAUCAA